Pseudophryne corroboree (corroboree frog) is the source of this 966-nucleotide messenger RNA. It is a transcript of the gene PRDX1, whose product is annotated as peroxiredoxin 1. Gene Ontology annotation, molecular function: thioredoxin peroxidase activity. Gene Ontology annotation, biological process: hydrogen peroxide catabolic process; response to oxidative stress; leukocyte activation. Lineage: Eukaryota; Metazoa; Chordata; Amphibia; Anura; Myobatrachidae. The coding region runs from base 120 to 719 and encodes 199 amino acids. Gene Ontology annotation, cellular component: cytosol. The transcript has 6 exons. The record is from RefSeq and is a predicted model, not a curated record.
GGAGCCCCCGGACUUUGCCGGAUAUUAUAAAGUGCUUCUAGCGCUAAGAUCGCUUUCUCCUGAGUCCUGAAUCCUGGCCGCAGCAUCGACCGAGCUCCCGCAGCGCCAUACAAGUCAAGAUGUCGGCUGGAAACGCUAAGAUUGGGAAGCUGGCUCCUGACUUCUCCGCAAAUGCUUUGAUGCCAGAUGGACAGUUUAAAGAAAUUAAACUCUCAGAAUACAGAGGAAAGUACGUGGUCUUCUUUUUCUAUCCCCUGGAUUUCACGUUUGUAUGUCCGACCGAGAUCAUCAGUUUCAGUGACCGGUUGGAGGAAUUCAAGGCGCUUAAUUGUGAAGUUAUAGGGGCGUCGGUGGAUUCUCAUUUUUGUCAUCUGGCUUGGACCAACCUUCCCCGGAAAGACGGAGGUCUGGGCCCCAUGAAUAUCCCCCUAGUGGCGGAUUCACUGCGCUCCAUCUCUAAGGACUAUGGAGUGCUGAAGGAGGACGAGGGAAUCGCAUUCAGGGGUCUAUUCAUUGUGGACGAGAAAGGAAUCUUGAGACAGAUCACAAUUAACGACCUGCCCGUUGGCCGCUCUGUAGAUGAGACUCUGCGACUGGUCCAAGCUUUCCAGCACACAGACAAGUAUGGAGAAGUCUGCCCAGCAGGAUGGAAGCCCGGCAGUGACACAAUCAAGCCAGACGUCGGUAAAAGCAAAGAAUACUUCUCCAAGCAAAAGUAAAGGCAAGAAAUGCUGCCCGUCGUAAGCAGUGUCUCGGCCCGGCUGCGUUCUUCCCGUGUAUAGAAGUAUUUUAUUAGUCUGCUGUACGGCUGUGUAGAUAAAGGUGUUUCUGUUAGGGUUACACGGACUAGAAGUGUGGGGAGUGACCCCUGCGGUGCCCGUCCACAGGUUGGCAUUAUGUUUGUGCUGUUCCCCUCGCCCUCAAUGGGUUUUUGUAAAAACUAAUUAAAGUUCUCUGUGUGAAUGA